Messenger RNA from Bipolaris victoriae FI3, 387 nucleotides. RefSeq lists its product as hypothetical. The transcript is spliced from 3 exons. The record is from RefSeq and is a predicted model, not a curated record. The coding region runs from base 1 to 387 and encodes 128 amino acids. Gene Ontology annotation, molecular function: carbon-sulfur lyase activity. NCBI's taxonomy places the organism in Eukaryota, Fungi, Ascomycota, Dothideomycetes, Pleosporales, Pleosporaceae.
AUGGCUGAAGGGCGCUGCAACUGCGGAGGCAUCGAGGUUUCCGUCCCCGCUCUGCCGGAGAAGUCCAUAAUCUGCUACUGCUCAAAUUGUCGCCGUGCGGGCUCGAGUAUAGGAAGCAUCAUAUACUCUCUGGAUAAAUCCGAAGUCACUAUCAAUGACCCCAAUGGCAAUCUCAAGGGCUACGAAGACAGCGAUACAAAGAGUGGGAACACGCUCACUCGUCAGUUCUGCAGCAACUGUGGAUGCCCAAUUGUUUCCCUGCUUGGUCAGAAAAUGUUCUUGAAGGGUGGUUUGUUUAAGCAAAUACCUGCUCCGGGCCACAAAAGUUUUGCGGAAGAAGAGCCGAGCUGGAUGAGGGUUCUAGAGCCCGGCGAUAAAAAGAUAUAA